AUGAAAUUUUCCUCUUUCGCUGCGGCGUUGGCUCUGGCAGCCAGCGCAUCGGCUGCCGCAUUGCCCCAUGCCUCCUCCAAUCUUGACCGGCGGGACGCCACCUCCCACGAGAUCUCCGGGUUUUUCAGCAAGAGUUGCACCCGCGAGAAGAUGACCGUUCGGAAGGAAUGGCGCAAUUUGACCAAGAAACAGCAGGACAGCUUCCUCGACUCGAUCCAGUGCUUGAUGGACAAGCCCGCCAAAUCCGGACUGACGGCGACGACCAGCCGCUUCAGCGAUCUCCAGGCCCUGCACCGCGGGAUGACCAACACGGCCUACGCUGAUAUCAUCCACCAUGUGGGACAAUUCCUCCCGUGGCACCGCUACUACAUGCACAUCUACGAGACUCUCCUUCGGGAUGAAUGUGGUUACAAUGGCCCUCUCCCCUGGUGGGAUGAACAAAAGGACGCGGACAGUGGGAACAUGUGGCAGUCGUCCAUGUGGGGCGCCGACGCCUUUGGAGGCAAUGGCACUGGAUCGGACCUCUGCGUGCGUGACGGCCGCUUUUCGAACUACACCUUGCACAUUGGCCCCGGGGAUGAGGACACCGACUACUGCUUGCGCCGCGCAUGGGACACCGAGAAUGUCAUUGCCAAUGCCAACAGUACUUCACUCGACAUGUGCAAUGCCUACAACACCUUUUCUCCUUGGUGGGACUGCAUCUCCAACAUCCCCCACAAGGGCGUGCACACCUACAUCGGUGGCGUGAUGGCUGAUAUCAAGUCCUCCCCCGGCGACCCGAUCUUCUUCAUGCACCACGUGUACAUUGACCGGGUCUGGUGGCUGUGGCAGAAGCAGGACCCCAUCAACCGGUUGUACGACAUUAGCGGCCCAACCCUCAACCACACGGCCAACGUCGAACCGGCCGGUGGCUGGCAGAACGCCACCCUUCACUACGAGCUCUCGUCGUUCAACAUCAUGCCGAACACCACCAUUGCCCAUGUGAUGAACACCCAGGGAGGAUACCUCUGCUACGGCUAUGAGUAG
Molecule: messenger RNA, 1026 nt
Organism: Aspergillus ibericus CBS 121593
Lineage: Eukaryota; Fungi; Ascomycota; Eurotiomycetes; Eurotiales; Aspergillaceae
Product: tyrosinase family protein
Exons: 4
Coding region: 1-1026 (341 amino acids)
Molecular function (GO): oxidoreductase activity
Source: RefSeq, a predicted model, not a curated record